UCCGGUGUCGGUGUCACCAAUUUGUGAGACGUGGAUGCAUUGAGAGUUAAAAAUCAAAUUCUGUGUGUAUUCCAGCUGUUGUUUAUUGAUUGGAGGUGCAAAUUUCCCGCGGAAAGUAUCAUACUGGACAAUCAACAGGACGCAAAGCUUAUAGGCAUCCUGAAAACUUGCUGCAGAUUUCAUUUUUUAUCGAUCUCUCCAAAACCAGCCUGACAUAAAUUUCGGCUGAUUGACUCGAGUGACAAGUGUGUCGCAUUGAAAAUGUACGCGUGUUGUCAUUAAUGGUCGUGAGCGAUAAAAUCAGUCAUGGAAGAGUGAAUGGUGACGAUUGAAAAAAUGAUGUGAAUUUUUCUGCCAAAUUUGUUGGGACAUUUCAAGUAAAACAGGAUGGUCAGUCGAGCCCGCCUCCAUUACUGCAAGAUUAUUCUGGCCACCUCACUGGUCUGGUUUCUGCUGGAUGUCUUCAUCCUAAUGUACUUCACUGACUGUGCGGCUAACAGUGCCAACACAAACUGUAAGGAAACUGGAGGAGGGGGAGGAGAACCAAAGAAAAAGUCUGACGGUGGGGGAGGGGGAAUUCUUGACAGAAUCCUGCCAAAAGGUAUCAUUCAGCGAGUUCCUACUGGUCCCGGAGAGAUGGGAAAACCUGUGGCGGUCCCCUCUGAUAAACAGAAGGAGGCUAAGGAGAAAUUCAAAAUUAACCAGUUUAAUCUGGUGGCCAGUGAGAUGAUCUCUCUGAACCGGUCACUACCAGACUACCGAAUGGAUGCUUGUAAAAGAAAACAGUAUCCGCCUAAUUCUGAGCUUCCCGACACCAGUGUAGUAAUCGUAUUCCAUAACGAAGCCUGGACCACGCUACUUAGGACUGUUCAUAGUAUAAUAAACCGAUCACCUAGAGAAUUACUUAAAGAAAUCCUGCUUGUGGAUGACGCCAGCGAGAGAGAGGAAUUGGGUAAGAAAUUAGACGAGUAUGUAGCAACAUUGCCAGUUCCUACUCAUGUCAUCAGGUCUGAAGAGAGAACGGGUCUUAUCAGGGCAAGGUUAAAAGGUGCAAAGAAAGCAAAAGGAAAAGUUAUAACCUUUUUAGAUGCACAUUGUGAAUGCACACAGGGUUGGUUAGAACCCUUAUUGUAUGAAAUCCAUAAAGAUAGGACGGCUGUCGUAUGUCCUAUCAUUGAUGUCAUCAGUGAUGACACGUUUGAGUACAUCACGGGCUCAGACAUGACCUGGGGAGGAUUUAACUGGAAACUUAACUUCCGCUGGUAUCCCGUCCCCCAGAGGGAGCUGGACAGGAGGGGAGGGGACAGAAGUAACCCCACAAGAACUCCCACAAUGGCGGGUGGUCUGUUUUCUAUAGACAGGGACUAUUUUUAUGAAGUUGGAUCAUAUGAUGAAGGAAUGGAUAUAUGGGGAGGGGAAAACUUAGAAAUGUCUUUCAGGGUAUGGAUGUGUGGGGGCAAGGUGUACAUUGUCACCUGUUCGAGGGUGGGUCAUGUGUUCAGAAAAACCUCACCUUAUUCCUGGCCGGGAGGCGUGGCCCGCAUUAUCAAUCACAAUACACAGCGUAUUGUAGAAGUGUGGAUGGAUGAAUACAAGGAUUUCUUCUAUAAAAUUAAUCCAGGAGUAAGGAGCACAAGUUAUGGAGAUGUAUCAGAAAGAAAAGAUCUAAGAGAAAAACUUCACUGUAAAAGCUUUAAAUGGUAUCUAGAAAAUGUUUACCCUGAAUCUCAGAUGCCUGUGGAAUAUCAUGCUUUAGGAGAGAUAAGAAACAAGGCAACUGGUCAGUGUAUAGAUAGCAUGGGGCGAAAAAGUGGGGAGAAGGUUGGACUAGUCCAGUGUCACGGCAUGGGAGGGAACCAGAUUUUCUCAUACACAAAAAAGAAAGCAUUGCAAACAGAUGAUGUAUGUCUAGACGUGUCAUCACUGCAUGGGCCAGUUAAAUUAUUCCAAUGCCAUGGUUUAGGGGGAAAUCAAAAAUGGGAGUAUGAUCGGAAGACCUUUGAGCUGAAGCAUGUAAACAGUAAGCAGUGUCUAGGAGCUGCUGGACCAAAUGACAAGGAUGCUCCAUCUAUUGGACCAUGUGAUGGCAGUGUAAGGCAAAAGUGGGUUCUAACAGACAUGAAAUGGUAGAGGAGGGUAGAGACUUUUUUCCCUGUAGUGUGAUAAUCCGCGAUAUACAUCGUGUUCGCAAACCAAUCUCUUCAUCUGGGGACCAGAGGUCAAGGUUGGCCAAUCAAAUUACAGAGUCAUUCUGUGUCAGAAUGUUCGCAUAUCUAGAUUGGUGCUCAGAUUUCUAGUCAUCUGAUUAUGUGUGUCAAGGUCAUCUGAUCUUAACCUUUGACCUUGACUUGAUUUUGUCCGUUGAGCAUGGAUUUAUGGAUAAAUUUAAUCAGGAGAGUUGGUGUCCAAUUUGGUCUUUUAUAUUGAUGUUGCUAGAGCUUUUUUAAAUUGUUAUUUUCUUUUUGUUUCUCUACUGCAUCAGUAUGAAAACUUGCAAGCAUGACUUGUAUAGAAGUGAUAUUUUUGUGAAUGAUUGCUUGUUAACAAGUUGGUUUAGCUGUAUGUUGAGUCUCUUUGUUUAAUUAUGUGUUUUACUAAUAGCAGAAGUAAAAUGCUCAGAUUUACAGGGAGUAAUCAGAAUGUGUAUUAAUUAUAUUAAUUUAUUGAAGCACAUUCAAGUUGUUUUACUGAAAAUUGCAUAUUUUUUUUUUCUGAAUGUACUGAGAGGUUUAUGUUUGAUGUGUAUGUAUUAAUGAUGUUUACUGACAAUUUAAUUUAGCUACAAUCAGUUUAUUAACUUUUGUAUUUAGAUUCAGUCCAAUUAGCAAAU
Messenger RNA from Saccostrea echinata, 2830 nucleotides. RefSeq names its product polypeptide N-acetylgalactosaminyltransferase 1-like. The coding region runs from base 388 to 2130 and encodes 580 amino acids. Gene Ontology annotation, cellular component: Golgi apparatus. Lineage: Eukaryota; Metazoa; Mollusca; Bivalvia; Ostreida; Ostreidae. The transcript is spliced from 14 exons. The record is from RefSeq and is a predicted model, not a curated record.